Molecule: messenger RNA, 1670 nt
Organism: Chiloscyllium plagiosum (whitespotted bambooshark)
Lineage: Eukaryota; Metazoa; Chordata; Chondrichthyes; Orectolobiformes; Hemiscylliidae
Gene: ier5
Product: immediate early response 5
Source: RefSeq, a predicted model, not a curated record
AAACGGUUACAAUUCCCCGGAGCGGAGGCGGCGAAGGAGGAGCGGCGGCCGCCGGAGAGGACUUUACAGCCCCUGCUGUUUCAUCGCCUCGGGGUGGGACUACAUCCACGUUUGUUUAUUUAUUUAUUCGGGGCGGAGGGCGUCGCAUAUUCCCCACCCACCCACCCUCCCUGAGCGCCCGCGCCGACCGGGAGCCAUGGAGUUUAAGGUGGAGGCGCACCGCAUCAUGACCAUCUCGCUGGGCAAGAUCUACUCGUCCCGGGUGCAGAGGGGCGGCAUCAAGCUGCACAAGAACCUGCUGGUGUCCCUGGUGCUGAGGAGCGCCCGUGAGGUCUACCUGAGCGAGCAGGAGGAGCUCUACCUGCAGCAGCAGCAGCCGCCGCCCGGGGAGCUGCAACCCCCGCAGAGCUGGGCGGCCCGGAGGAGACUCUGCGACUCUGCCGCCCAGGGCCAGCCUGCCUGGGCCGGAGGGUCGAGCGGCGAGGCCGAGCCGCGGCUCCCCGCUUGGACAGACGGCGAGCGGGCCGGGGGCCGGGUGCACGGCCCGGGCUGGGCUGACUCGCCCCAGAGCGAGCCGGCGGAGGGCCGGCCCACAGCGGACAGCAACAACAGCAACCACCACCACCGGGAGUGCCCGUCCCGGACGGUGGGCGAGCCGGCGCCGGGCUGCCCGUGCGCCCGCAAGAGGAGGAGCGCCGAGCCCGGCGCGGCGGAGCCCGCUAGCCCGCUGAAACGGGCCAGGACUGAGCGGGAGCCGGCGGUGCCGCGCCGGGCCGCCUGCAUCGCACUCCAGCAGCAGCAGCAGGAGGAGGAGGAACAACAACAGGAGAUGGAGACCUCCCCGAACGUCUCCAGUCUCAUCACCGUCUUCGGCUCCAGCUUCUCCGGGCUCCUGAGCAAGGAGGGCACCGAGGGGGAGAAUGGCCAGGUCUGCUGCGAUCAAGUACUGGGCACUAUGGGUUCCUGGAACAGGGCGAUUGUCGCCUUCUGAGCAACACUUGGACACCCCCCCCUUCCUGCUGACUCCUGAGACACCAGGACUCUGUGUUCAGUUGGUUCUCCCAUUAUCAUCAAUUUUUUUUUUGGAGGGAAUGGGUUGGGUUUGAAAUCGUCCACCCCUCCCUGCCCCAGUAAGGAGCCUCUCUACUACAACCACGUGGAGAUCAGCCUCUCUCCCUCUCCCACCCGGGGUGAGCAAGUGUAGAGGGCCCGGCGUGUGCUGGGCUUUUUUGCGGAGGGGUUACACUUUUUCCAUUUUGACUGUGCGGGGGAGGUCUCGGUCUUGUUCCCCCCCCCCCCCCUUUUUAAAAGUUUGACUUUCGGUUUAAAGCGUCAGUUUGUUUCUCUCCGCCCGAUUCCUGCUUCGUUGGAAGGCAGCAAGGCUUGUGGAUUGUUUGUAUACAGUUUAAUUUUUAUACGUGUCUCCAAUGCCUUUUUUUAUACAAAACCGAAUGCUGCUGAGGUCGAUACUGAAUCACUUCCCCCCAACCCCAUUCCCGUUGUCUUCCACGGCAAUGAGUUGGGCACGUUUCUGUAAUUAAGAGUUGUCUUUGUUCUAUAAAGACUUUGGAAAAUGUGUUGGAUUCUUCACUGCUUUUCUUUUGCUGUCGUACCGUUUGUUGUUUAUAUGAAUGGUGUAAUUUACACGAAUUAAAGGUUAUUUAACUUAA